CUUGCGCUUCAGGUCCAUAGCAACCGCUUUGUUUUCCCUAACUACCACUGCAAGGGAAACAGCGCUCAGAGAUGGCUGUAACGCAUAUGAACGGUCUGCCGGCUCACUGAAAUAAAGUGGUUAACUAUCUAGAUAAAGUGGACAAGAAGAUAUAAACUAACGUUACCAAACUGGAUAUUUUGAAGGAUUGAGGUAAUCCGGUCCUUCUUGGAUUGCUUGCUAGCUACUUGGCAUGUUCGGAGUUUGGGAGGUUGAACGAGCAAGCUAGCACUAGUUAACGUUAGCUUCCAAAUAUUUAACUUAAACCCAGUUGGGAACAACCGACAAUCUUUGGGACCGCAGAAAAAAGCAAAGGAUGGAGCAGCCAGAAGAAGUGCCGCAUAAUCCAACUGAACAGGCUGCGAUAUGUUUCAAAGCCUUUAUGCUAAAGAACAGCCCGAAGUCAAACCUCAACCUGUACGACCACCUGGUCCGUGUGCUUUGCAAGGUGAUGGACGAGCGUCCGGAAAAUGCGGUAGACGUGAUCGAGGACCUGAGCCUGGAGGUGAAGCGGACGGGGAUGCGGGACAAACAGAGCACCCUGCGGGACACGCCGCCAGUCCCCGCCAUCCAGCUGCUGGCCGAACAGCAGAAGACACUCUUCACCCGGGGAAGCGGAGACGAUGUGGAGCCGGAGGAAGAGCUGGUCGAGACCCCCCUUCCCAACCUGGCCGAGCAGAGCUUUUACCUGGAGCAGGCGGGGGUGGGGCUGCCCAGGGAGGAGCUGCAGAGGAUCCACCUGGCCCUGAAGCAGCUGGUGGACGCACAGCCCCUCCAGACCUGCCGCUUCUGGGGCAAGAUCCUGGGCACGCAGGCCAACUACCUGGUGGCCGAGGUGGACUUCAGAGAGGGGGAGGAAGAGGAUGAGGAAGGUCUGCAGGAGGACGGGGCAGAUGAGGAGGAGAAAGAGGGAGGGGCCGGGGAUGAAGACGAGGAGGAGGCGACAGAGGAGAUCGACCCUCUCCCUGUGUCCGCCUACAAGCCUCCCCCUGCGGUUCCAAAGGAGGAGAACCACACCGGGGUGAAUAAGUUCACCUACUUCGUGUGUCGAGAGCCAGGCCUGCCCUGGGUGCGUCUGCCCCCGGUCACCCCGGCCCAAAUCACCGCCGCCCGCCAGAUCCGCCGGUUCUUCACCGGCAACCUGGACGCCCCCAUCGUCAGCUACCCCCCGUUCCCUGGCAACGAGACCAACUACCUGCGGGCCCUGGUGGCCCGGAUCUCGGCCGGCACCCAGGUCAGCCCCCUGGGCUUCUACCAGUUCGGGGAGGAGGAGGGUGAAGAGGAGGAGGAGGCGGCCCGGGACAGCUUCGAGGAGAACCCCGAGUUCGAGGGCGUCCCUGUGCCCGAGAUGGUGGACUCCAUGGCCAACUGGGUCCACCAUGUACAGCACAUCCUGCAGCAGGGCCGCUGUGUGUGGGUGAACCUGGCCGAGAAGCCGGAGGAGGACUUGGAAGAAGAGGGGGAUGAGGAGGAGGGGGAGGAAGAGCCGGAUGAGCCCGAGCCAGAAGUGGGGCCCCCCCUGCUCACCCCGCUCUCCGAGGACGCAGAUAUCGAAGGCACUCCCCCCUGGAGCUGUAAGAUGUCCUCCACCCUCAUUCCCCAGUUUGCCAUCGCCGUGCUGCGCUCCAACCUCUGGCCCGGGGCCUACGCGUACGCCACAGGGAACAGGAAGUUUGAGAACAUAUACAUCGGUUGGGGUAUGAAGUUUGUGGGUGAGGGGUACACCCCGCCCGUGCCCCCGGCCCCCCAGCGGGAGUACCCCAGCGGGGAGGAGAUCACGGAGGCGCUGGACCCCAGCCUGGAGGAGGAGCAGGCUCUGCAGGCCGCCCUGGAGGAGCGCAGAGCGGCCGAGGAGGAGGCAGAGGAACUGGAGGGAGAGGAGGAAGAGGAGGAGGAGGACGACUACUGAGGAGGGAGAAUGGACAGAGACGCAGGGGGACUAUCGGAGGAGAGGGGGACUGUUACCGCGAACAAGUCUGUCUUAACGAGUGUUUUAGUCUUGUAGUGAGACAUGAAAUGGUGAAAAAAUAUGAGCUUGUUUUUAAGUUACUGUUGGCUUGACAAGUGAAAUUUUCUUACUCCCGUUGGCAAAUCUUGAAAUGAGUAAAACUGUCUCACCUCAUUGGCACUAUUUUCCUCAUUGUUAGCAAAAGAUAAGAUUUAAAGUCGAAAUAUAAGACUAAAAUACUUUUUGAGAGUGACUUAAUUUUUUGGUUUUUGCAGUGCACAGAGGACGGUUUUUACAAAGCGUAACUGUGUAUUUCUUCAGAACGGUCUGCCAUCAACAAUAAGGACAAAAUACGAAGUACCUUCUUGAGUGUCACUACCAGGGAGAGCUUUACACAAAAGAUCAGAGAUUCUGACCAUAAUAACUUCAAAUCUGUUAUGAACAGAUAUAUUGCACUCAUGCAUACAUACCUAUAAGUAUAUUCAUUCAACUGUGUUUAUGUAUGUACAGAGUAUGUAUUUGCUGCUGGAUAGAUAUGAGUUCAUGCAUUUAUAUUCCUAGAGAUGGCAGCGUUGGGUCUAUGCUACAGAAUAAAAUCAUCUUUCAG
This is a messenger RNA of Conger conger (European conger), 2594 nucleotides long. It is a transcript of the gene rsph4a, whose product is annotated as radial spoke head component 4A. The record is from RefSeq and is a predicted model, not a curated record. Lineage: Eukaryota; Metazoa; Chordata; Actinopteri; Anguilliformes; Congridae. Gene Ontology annotation, biological process: axoneme assembly; cilium movement involved in cell motility; cilium assembly. The transcript has 7 exons. Gene Ontology annotation, cellular component: axoneme; radial spoke. Bases 356 to 1948 code for a protein of 530 amino acids.